AUGCUUGGCAAACCUCUCUGGUUCGAUAAGUCCACUCGGCUAGGCCAAAGAUUGGGGUAUCCUCGUGUCUGUGUUGAAAUGGAGAUGGAUUCGGCGUUCCCGGACUUUCUGCGUCUUGUUCCUGAUCGAAGGCCUGCGUAUAAUGUGCAUAUCGAAUACUGCAAUAAACCGGAAAUUUGUGAUAAAUGUUGCAAGUUUGGGCAUAAUUGUGUGGAGGAGAAUAUGCAGGAGUAG
Messenger RNA from Linum trigynum, 234 nucleotides. NCBI's taxonomy places the organism in Eukaryota, Viridiplantae, Streptophyta, Magnoliopsida, Malpighiales, Linaceae. The record is from the annotation of a GenBank genome assembly.